AUGCCGAACUUUCAGGAAAUUACAGCAGCUUCAGUGCAAUCACGAAGCCGCAUUCGCCAUCACAUCUACCAAACACCUCUCAUCCCCGCCAAAAAGGUUGGCCGCGAUCUCAAAGCCAACGUCCUUUUCAAGGCUGAAAACUUUCAGCUCACGGGAUCUUUCAAAAUCCGAGGCGCCAUGUCCAAGCUGUCGGCGUCAGGACAAGGUCGAUUGAUCACUGCUUCGUCUGGCAACCACGGCAUUGGCUGCGCUUUGGCAUCGCGGACUUUAUCCAAGGAUUUCACCAUCGUCCUCCCCGAGACUGUCGUUUCUGCCAAGUUAAAUGCGAUCAAGUCAUAUGGUGUCGAGGUAAUCCUCCACGGCGCUGAGCCUGGUGCGUCUGAGCAACAUGCCCAGAAGCUUGCGGCCUCGGGCGAUUAUACUUAUAUAUCGCCAUACAACGACCCCGAUGUCAUGGCGGGUCAGGGUACCAUUGGCCUCGAACUUCUUGAACAAUGUGACCAUAUCGAUAACAUCUUUAUCUCCAUGGGUGGCGGUGGACUCAUCAGUGGCAUCGGAUCCGUCCUCAAAGCAAACAACCCACGAAUCAAAGUCUACGGCGUUUCAACGAUCAACUCAAAGGCUCUAGCUGCUUCGAUGGCAGCAGGUCACGUCGUUGAGACACAACAUCUCCCCACCUUGGCUGAAGCUUGUGCCGGUGGCAUCGAUGAGGACACAAUAACCCUCGGACUGGCAAAUGCAGUCAUCGAUGAACUGAUUGACUGCAAUGAAGAUGAGAUUAAGGAGGCACUGAAAGAACUUGCUUGGUCUGAGAGUAUGAUUGUUGAAGGGUCUGCUGCCUUGGCUCUUGCUGGUUUCAACAAGGUGGCUUCAAAACUGGCUGGGCAAACCAGUGUCAUUCUCCUCUGCGGGUCGAAUUAUGAUCAAGCCAUAAUCAAUAAGAUAAUCUCUGAACUAUAA
Molecule: messenger RNA, 960 nt
Organism: Fusarium subglutinans
Lineage: Eukaryota; Fungi; Ascomycota; Sordariomycetes; Hypocreales; Nectriaceae
Product: 3-hydroxyaspartate ammonia-lyase
Exons: 1
Coding region: 1-960 (319 amino acids)
Biological process (GO): L-threonine catabolic process; L-serine catabolic process
Molecular function (GO): threonine deaminase activity; L-serine ammonia-lyase activity; pyridoxal phosphate binding
Source: RefSeq, a predicted model, not a curated record